AUGAAUGCUUAUCAACUUUAUAAAGAUAUCCCAGAUGAAACUGCAGCUGUAAGAUAUCUUCAAAAGCUUGGUUUAAUUCCUGAAACAAAGGAAUGCGAAAAUAGCCAUGAAAUGAAGCUUUGUGUUAGCACAGUGAUCAGAUGGAGAUGUUUUCUUAGAGGCUGCAGAAAACAGGUUGGAGUGCCGGCAAAUAAAGAAUUGUCUGGGAAAAGAAUGAAAAAAGAAUUGGAGCUGGAUCCAGGUACGACUGUAGACUGGAACAGUCUUCUGAGAGAAAGAAGUUUGCCUAUAUAUGGAGAAGAAGGAGGAAAAAAGUUAACAGUGGAUGAAACAAUCUUUUCGCGAAGAAAAAAUAAUUGUGGCAGAAUCUUACCGCAGCAAUGGUGUUUUGGAAGAAUUUGCAAGGAAACAAAAGAGUGUUUUGUAGAACCAGUUGCAAAUAAAGCUUCAGAAACGCUAAUGAAACUUUUGAAAAAAACAGUGGCUUCAGAAACACUCAUUAUUUCUGAUAUGUGGAGAAGCUAUUCUCAAGUAAGUGAUUCUGGGUAUGAGCAUUUGGAACUGAAUCACAAAUAUAACUUUGUGGACCCACUAACAAAUGCUCAUACCCAGAACAUUGAAAGAGUUUGGAGAUCCGUAAAAGAAAGGUCCAAAAAACACUGUGGAACACGGAAAAGCAUGUUAGAAGACUACAUGUAUGAAUUUACAUGA
This is a messenger RNA of Strongyloides ratti, 711 nucleotides long. RefSeq names its product Transposase, ISXO2-like domain-containing protein. Lineage: Eukaryota; Metazoa; Nematoda; Chromadorea; Rhabditida; Strongyloididae. The coding region runs from base 1 to 711 and encodes 236 amino acids. The transcript has 3 exons. The record is from RefSeq and is a predicted model, not a curated record.